AGAGGGGACUGGAGGAGAGCAAAUCAUCACACCUGGCCAAGGGUUUGCUCCCCGCUCAGCAACAUGAGGAAUCAGAUAGACCUGCUGGCCACUGUCACGGUUCUGGGAGUCCUGGAGCAAGCCUAUUUUACGCUGCAGGUGAUCUAUGCCCGGCGGAAGUACAAGAUCUCCCCCCCUGCAACAACAGGUCACCCUGAAUUUGAGCGGAUCUUCAGAGCUCAGGUGAAUUGCUCAGAGUACUUCCCCAUCUUCAUCUCGCUCCUCUGGGUUGCUGGAAUCUUCUUCCAUCAAGGUGUGGCUGCGGCGUGUGGGCUGCUGUACCUCUACAUGCGCUUCAAGUAUUUCCAGGGAUACACCACGGCUGCGCAGGAACGGUUGGGGCCACUCUACGCCAGCUCUCGGCUGCUCUGGCUGCUGGUGGGGCUGGCUGCGGUUGGGCUCCUGGCACAUUUCCUGCUGUCCGGCUCCUUCACAUGGAUGGCAGUGCUGGCACAGCCCCUCCAGCUGCUCAGGGGCUGGUGAGCAGGGUCACUGUUCUCCCAAAAUCACUGCUUGCCCUCUCUGGAGGGGAGGGAGUUGCAUGGCACGGAUCAAGUAUCUCCCCAGCACUGCGCUUACCUUUGAAGGGAGGUGGAUGCUGGCACACGUCUCACAAAGCUCUGCUCUUCAGAGAGAAUGUCCUUUCUAGAAAGCAAAUGCUGCCCAGCCUCAGCCUGUGCGCUUCACAGCUGAAUUUUGUAGCACUGUCUGCUCUAAAACCUCUAAUGCCUUUGGCUCUGCCUCACAGAGCACAGGUUGACCCAUGCGCUGUCAUCGCUCCUCCUUACUGCUGCAAUCAUGUCUGUUGAAGGAUCACACCAUGGAUGUACAAAAAAUAAAUUCCUUUUCUCAGUAGAAACCACCUGUCAUUGUCAAAGGUGCUUGGGGGCUGGGUGUGAGAGGUUAGGGACAUGGGUUGCAUGGGAAAAGCUGCUGUUAUUAAAACUAACUUGAAAGGGUAGGUAAACUUGUUCUAAAACCUUAUCCAAACUUUGGGAAAAAAGCCUGACUCCAGUCCAAAUGCUCAUGUCUGUGUUUGGUAUUGAUUUGAAUGGUCUUGACUUGG
This is a messenger RNA of Calidris pugnax (ruff), 1105 nucleotides long. Its product is annotated as leukotriene C4 synthase-like. NCBI's taxonomy places the organism in Eukaryota, Metazoa, Chordata, Aves, Charadriiformes, Scolopacidae. Gene Ontology annotation, biological process: leukotriene biosynthetic process. Gene Ontology annotation, cellular component: membrane; nuclear envelope; endoplasmic reticulum. Gene Ontology annotation, molecular function: glutathione transferase activity; enzyme activator activity; leukotriene-C4 synthase activity. The record is from RefSeq and is a predicted model, not a curated record. The transcript has 5 exons. The coding region runs from base 64 to 522 and encodes 152 amino acids.